AAGGCGGGGUUGGUUGGGCGUGGUAGGUAGACCUGGUCCUUGAAAAAAUGGGUAGUUUAGUUGCCGCCGCCGCCGCCGCCGCCGUCAUUACUGGUACAAGACGCCCAGUGAAUUAAUUGCAUAUGCCGAAUGCGUAGCCCGGAUGGUCGAGGUGGAGAAGAGCGGGAAUUGGUGGGAACGCACGGCACGUUGCUGGUAUGUAGUGUAAAAAGUGUAGGGUGGGAGUUGGGCUCAAUGGACAUGGAUCAAUGGACUGUUGGACGUCAACCUGAAAAAGACUAGGGGGCAAGACGUCGAGUUGGGACUCAACGCGAGGCAUCCGGAACCUGGGUGACAGAAUAGAAAGCCUGUCGUUGCCACCAGAUAACUGUGAUGAUGUUCAAUGGCCCGAAACCGGAUCGGUCUCCGGCCAGGUUGGGUCGUCGGUCCUCCGGUCGUCUGUUUGCGUCUGUGUUCCGUGAAAGUGUUGAAUGAAUGCGUGGAACGAAUAAAGUGAUAGUGUGUGUGUAUGUAUGGUUCCCGAGAGUGUCGUUGCAAGUCAUGGGUGUCGGAAGGGGCCCGCGUCACAGACGGGAUGUGCAGACAUGCGCGAGACAGUCGAGGGGGGUGGAAAGAAGGUCGAUGAUGGGCUGUUUCUUUGUUCAGACCGGCGCAGUCUGUCACAGCCAGUAUCGAGAAGGAGGAAUGUUGUCUCUGGUUGCGAAGAAAGGGUCCGAUUCUGUCCGUACUUUGCGUGUCUGCGGGUGCGUCAUGAAGCUAGCAGAGGUAAGUAGGUCAUGCAGGUUGGGUAGGCAAGGUAGGUAGCUACAUGCCCAUGGUACGCAGUAGUUGGAGGAAUGAGCGAAUGAAUCCUUGGGACGGCGGGCGGCCCAACACACUUGACUCGGGCCGUAUUUCCCAAGCAGUUGGGUGUUUCGGGUCUCUCC
Messenger RNA from Colletotrichum navitas, 926 nucleotides. RefSeq lists its product as uncharacterized. Lineage: Eukaryota; Fungi; Ascomycota; Sordariomycetes; Glomerellales; Glomerellaceae. The coding region runs from base 475 to 804 and encodes 109 amino acids. The record is from RefSeq and is a predicted model, not a curated record. The transcript has a single exon.